Messenger RNA from Bactrocera neohumeralis, 1353 nucleotides. RefSeq names its product protein aveugle (gene ave). The record is from RefSeq and is a predicted model, not a curated record. The coding region runs from base 203 to 532 and encodes 109 amino acids. NCBI's taxonomy places the organism in Eukaryota, Metazoa, Arthropoda, Insecta, Diptera, Tephritidae. Gene Ontology annotation, biological process: cell surface receptor protein tyrosine kinase signaling pathway. Gene Ontology annotation, molecular function: protein binding. The transcript has 2 exons. Gene Ontology annotation, cellular component: cytoplasmic side of plasma membrane.
UUUUUGGAAUCUUCCGGACAUAUAGCUGUCAAAAUUAUACUAAUGUACCAUUUUUUAGUUUUGGCACAAAUCCUUUUUAAAAAUAAAAUUACUACAGCAAAAUGCUAAAUAAUUAUCGAUAACGACAAUACAACAUUAAAAACAUAUUUUUAAACAAAAAAAAACCUGCAAACACCUCCGUACAGUAAAACAAAUUAGUGCUAUGGUUGAGGAAACAACACAAAGCAGCCGGCCGCGCAUGAAGACCGCACGACCCAAGUCGGUGUGUCUAUGGUCGGUAACCGAUGUAAGGAAAUGGUAUAUGCGGCACUGUGGGGAGUAUCCACAAUAUCUGGAGCUCUUUUCAAAGCACGAAAUUACCGGCCGGGCUCUGCUUCGCAUCAAUGAUUAUUCACUACAAAGAAUGGGCAUCAGUGACAGCGCCGAUCGUGAGGCAAUUUUCCGUGAGAUAUUAAAACAACGACUCAAAACUGAUAUUAUGGAAAUACGUGAUAUGGAACGGGAGAUCAAUACUUACUAUAAUACAAGAUAAAUAAACAGGUUAUACAGUGUAUUAGGGAAAUCUUAGGUAAAUUGAGUGAAAAACGCAGAGCUAUGCACAAUUUUAAGACAAAACCAUUUUGAUACAUCAUACGUACGUACGUCAAAUGAAGCUGACUUUACAGCAAAUCCAAACGCACACCAAUUUUCGGCUAAGACAAUUGUAUUCCAGCAAUGUUGUACGUAAAAAGUUGUCUGAUUAGCGUCUAAUACAUUUUAGUAGUCAAAUGUUAGUGAAAAAUAAUAAUUAUAGACUAUAUAGGAUAAGUGCUUAUAAAGUUGACCGUUUCUUUGACGAUGAUCCAAAUUGUUAAAAUAGUAGAACUGCUUUGUUUUGCUUUUAAACGCUUGUCUAUGCGCAAGUUUUAUUUUGUAUUGCUAAAAUACAUACAAUUUCUCAUUUUACAAAUUUGCAAAAAAUUGACAAAAAAAAUUUAAAUUAAGACAAUUAACUGAAACACCACAUAGCAAUAAUGUGAACGGUAUUAAAUGUAAUUUAAGAAUAUACAUAGAUAUUGUGAAACUAUAUCCUUAAAAUUUUGUAAUUAAUUCGUUGAUUAGUAGACCAAUUGCACAAUAUUUCCAAUUAUUAGCCAACAAAAGACGAGUAAAAAUUCAUUAUAUUUAUAUAUACAGAUAUAUUUUUUUAAAUUUAAUAUUUAAUUGUAAAAAAUACUGUAAUAUAGUUUUAAAUAUGACUUUACGCUUUCAUAGUUUGCGUUCUGCUUAAAAAAUCUAUUUAAAAAUGAAAUUUUACGCACUUACGAUUUUAUGCAUAAUAAAAAAUAUGAAGUUAUACGAAAGUUUAUCUAA